Actinia tenebrosa (Australian red waratah sea anemone) is the source of this 1993-nucleotide messenger RNA. RefSeq lists its product as uncharacterized. NCBI's taxonomy places the organism in Eukaryota, Metazoa, Cnidaria, Anthozoa, Actiniaria, Actiniidae. The record is from RefSeq and is a predicted model, not a curated record.
CAUCACACUCUUGAUUGAGUACGAAAGCUAGAACACCAGAUUUAAGCAAAAGACAUCUCCAUUUUUAAAAAGCACUCGUCAUGUCCAUCAAGUCUCUUGUGGUGCUCCUUUGCGUGACUGCUGUGUUUUUGUGCACGGCAGAUGCUACCAUAACUGUGAACGACUGUCAUGGCGGUAAUUCUGCAAUUAGAUUAACGAAUUUUAACGUCGAGAACGGCUACAUCCCCCUUGCGGGAGGCCAGCGUGAUAUUAGUGGAACAGUGUCCGUAAACGUUGGCACCUCCCAAGUGACUCAAGUGCAGGUUAAAGUGGAAUACGCAAAGGCAGCAGUUUCGUUCCUGUCAAUCAAUUUGUGCGAUCGUGCUGAGUUGAGUGAAUAUUGUUCCGGAAGUGGAAGGACUUUGAGUUGCAGUCAAUUCGCUACGUUAAUGGGUGGUACUGGUCUCUGUUCUGGUUCUGGACUAUUCCAGAAUCAUAACUUUGACUUCAAUGUUAGGCCAACCAUUCCAUCUACUACUACAUUAAAGUUAUCUGGGAGUGUUUCAGCAAAGGCCGUUUUCAGGGUUGGAGGACAGCAAGUUGGAUGCAUGACUAUAUCAAUCCCGGUCCAUAACUAAACCGUACACCAUUGUAUUCCAUUUAGUGUAGAGAUAAAAUAUAUAGAGGGUUUCCAUUCUUGAAUGAUGUCAGUAGACAGUAUUUUGGCCUUCUAUCGUUGUACCCGUCGAGACUGUCCUAGCCUUAUUGUAGUAUAUAUACACCUUUUUCAAAAAACGUUGUCGGUAGGAGAUCUAAAAUCUAAAAUCUGAAACCUGAGACACAGUAACACGCUGCAAAUAGACGAUUUCCGAGAUGCGCGAGCGCUUUCAUAAAUAUCGCAGGCGCAGAAAAGAAAACGAGGCAUUUUGGGGCAAAGUUCAUUUAAAACCUUUGGAAACCAUAGAGCUAUAAGCGAGUUCUACAACACUCAAAGAAAACAUUUUGUCUGAAAUGAAAAUUUUUCACAAAAAAGUCAUUAUCCUGAUUCAGAACUAAAAAACUCCAAAGUAUUUUAUCAUUAACAUAUUCAAAAAAAAAUUAUAUGUGUUUUCUAUAAUUUAUAGCAGUUUUCUAAUAAACGCGCGUAAGAUCUUGCCCGAAAAUGCCUCGUUUUCGAUGUGAGCACGCCGGCGAUACUCAUUUGACAGCGCAUAUCGGUAAUCGUCUAGUGUAAUAUAUUUAAUGUCAAACAACGUAGUUUCCUUUUAAUUUGGAAUAUGAAGCAAGACAUUUGAGUGAGAAUUGCAAUUUUUCGUAUUUCACCCAGAAAACAUAAAAUCMCAAAUAUUUCGUUUAGUAGUCUCAGAUCGCCAUUUCAGAUCUCAGACCGACAACGCUGCUUGAAAUUAGAGUAUAAGCGUUCUUGGUAAUGUUGGCCUAACAGAGGAAACUGUUGCCGUAAAUCAGGGUAAUGAGCCGUUUCCAUAUCGAUUAAGGGACUUGGUAAGAUCGUUAAAAAAAUUUCAAUUAUGUUUGGAGGAACAAUAACCAAUGAUGUGGACGAGCUGCAUAAAACAAAACAGCGUAUCGACCAAGUUUAUUUUAAACCGCUUACAAUAUAUAAUCAAUUCCUUGAGCAUUCAAAGACUGCCAAAACUAUAGAGAAAUAUGCCCGUAUCCCUCUAAACGUUAUACCAACCAUACAUUCUUUGCAUAUUGAAAUGUUUUAAACAAUAUUUCGUUAUACGAUUUGCACAAACUUGAUCAAAUUUUCAAUUCUCAGUCAAUUUCCAGUCCCUUGCUCGAUAUGGAAAUGCCUCAUUCAAGAGUUUUGUACUUUAGCUAAAAGCAAAGUGUUGUCUUAUUUCCUUCUUCGACUAUUUGAGGUUACUCCUACAGUGUGACAAGGUCUUGUUUGUUUUUGCUGUUUUUAAAGCCUAUUAAUCGUAAAAGGCCAACUUGUAAUAGAAAAGAAAUAGAACAUUAAAGAAGAAUAAAAACUCACUUAAAAACA